Messenger RNA from Maniola jurtina (meadow brown), 2348 nucleotides. It is a transcript of the gene NGR-A31, whose product is annotated as trissin receptor-like. The coding region runs from base 357 to 1724 and encodes 455 amino acids. Gene Ontology annotation, molecular function: neuropeptide Y receptor activity. Lineage: Eukaryota; Metazoa; Arthropoda; Insecta; Lepidoptera; Nymphalidae. The transcript has 7 exons. The record is from RefSeq and is a predicted model, not a curated record. Gene Ontology annotation, biological process: G protein-coupled receptor signaling pathway. Gene Ontology annotation, cellular component: plasma membrane.
UAAAAAGUUUUUUAAUUACAAAACUGAAUAGUCUGGUAAAUCUGUAGUAGGUGCUUUAUUCGCUGUACACUGAAGGGCUGGUAUACGAAUUGUUCAAUGUUCAGUGAUUGUGCAGGCCGGCUUCGACGCGGUCGUUACGCGUUUCCAAGUCUGCCGGCUUUUCAUCUUGCGAAUUUUCCGACAUCGAAACAUUUCCGAACAAGUGGAAAAAGUUCUUUAGAAGUGAUAGUGAUCAUUAAUCCAAGAAUCAAUAUUUUUAAGUUUUAUUUACGUUGCUGUUUUCGAAGUUCAUUUAUUAAGAUGGACGAGCCAAAAUUAAGUAAGCAGUUGCAGAGAUAAAUCAGAAAUCCGAAAUUAUGUACCAUAUGAAACUAUUCAUCGAAUCCAAUUUCGUUAACCACAAUGCUUUGGUGGCUGCCAACAAGACGGAUGUCAAGGUUAUUGAUAACACGAGUUACACAUCGAAAAGAAAUGAAAGCCCAUAUUCUAUGGAGGACGAUGAGUUUAUAUUCGACAGAACAGAUGUUAGGGCUAUAUUUAUAACGCUCUACACAAUUGUGUUCUGUUGUUGCUUCUUUGGAAAUCUUCUCGUAAUCCUCGUGGUGACUCUGUCGCGGCGGCUGCGCUCUAUCACCAACUUUUUUCUGGCGAACUUAGCGGUGGCAGAUUUAUGCGUUGGAGUGUUUUGCGUUUUUCAAAAUUUAACCAUAUAUCUUAUUCCAAGCUGGGUGUUUGGAGACUUUCUCUGCAAGAUGUAUCAAUUUGUGCAUUCGUUGAGUUACACAGCAUCGAUUUUUAUAUUGGUGGUGAUAUGCACUGAGAGAUACUUCGCCAUCAUACAUCCUAUUACCUGCAAGCAAAUUCUAACUUCAACGAGAUUGAGGUUGGUGAUACUGGGGGUAUGGAUAACAAGCGCGGCUUACAGCGCUCCGAAAUUCAUAUGGGUGGAGACUAUUACAAACGAAUUUGGUGAUGGUCACGUGGAGACAAUAUGCAUCCAACAUCGAAUGAAGUACAACUCCGAAAUAUUUGACAUGGUUAACUUCGGUCUGCUUUACGUGACUCCCCUCUUUGUAAUGACGGUGUUAUACACAAGGAUCGCUGUGGGGCUGUGGCAGAGCUCCCACGGACUGAGGCAGCUCGGGCCGGGCCGAUGCUGUGGCACACAAUGCUCCCGUGCUGACAAACCUUCUCCCGCGAACUGCGAUUCCCAAAAGCCCCUUGCCGGCACUUCGGAAACCAAGGGGAAAGUUUCGACACCCUCAAGAACAAAGUCCUGUCACAGUAACGAGACCAGAAGUUGUCAUCAUUUAAGCCAUCUCUCAAGAAAUGUUCUGCGUGCGCGACGCGGGGUAGUACGUAUGCUUAUUGUUGUCGUGCUGACUUUCGCGAUAUGUAAUCUACCAUUUCACGCUCGAAAAAUGUGGCAGUAUUGGUCCAGUGGCUACGAAGGCAACAGCGACUUCAGCGCUCUACUCACGCCGCUCACAUUUCUGAUAACAUAUUUCAACUCCGGCAUAAAUCCUCUGUUGUACGCGUUCCUAUCGAAAAACUUCAGAAAAGGUAUGCGAGAAUUGUUGUUCUGUAAUUUUUCCGGAAAAAGGAAAAGCGAUAAUUUGAUACUAUUGAACCGAGUUGGCGGAGGGGGUCUUCGGCGAAGCUCGACCCGCUCCACGCGAGCUAACUGCAGCACUGUGACCACUGCCCCCAACGGGGAAUCAUGAGGGUUGCAACGACGCAGGUUUCUCUACAAAAUCGAAAACACGGACAUUUCCUGAUUAACAGACAGCACUGACGAGGUAACCGAUAGCAGUGGCUUUUACACUGUUUCCACAGUAUCGAGGAGAGAUUUGUACGAUUAAAACUUUGUAAAGAAUAAGCCGUCGGUCCUAUGUUGUCAGACUCGGGAAUGGUGUGGACUUUGAAUAUUGAUAAAAUUACAGUGAUCUCAUGAGCUUAACUUAGUGCGUAAAAUACACGUUUACGUGCUGAAAAUAAGAUAAAUGAACAUAAAUCUUCUAAAAGUAAAGUUUGAAAUAUAUCUAUUAUCUACCUAAUAAGUAAUAGUUAUUUAAUAUUAAAAUGUAAAUAUACUUUUGUAAUAACUUAUGUAAGUAGGUACAAUAUUUAAUUAUUAUUUAUUUUCCAAAUAUUUUGUACUGUAUUGUGUAAAAGAUAUUCAUACCUAUUUCACUAAAAACGUUAAGCUGAUACCUACGUAUUGACGUAUUGAGAAACCUCGAAUUACGAUCGAUCGAAUUGUGAAUUGUGAUCGAAUCUAACCCAUAUUUGACAGAUUUCAUAGAAAAAAACUAUCAAAAUGUCGAAUUAUUGCCUACUUUGUAACU